AUGCUCCCGGCGAUCUGCCUCCGUCUCCGGCACCACCAGGCGGUCCUGCUAUCCCGACGCGGACCCGUUCACGUCAUCGCGGCCAUCUUCAUUGGCGCUGCGGUCAUCUCGUUCUUCCUCAGCUGUGCUGGACUUGGCGCGGGCUGCUCGGAGCGCAACCGCGUGGCCUUCAUCAAGACGCACAAGUGCGCCGGUACGUCGGUGCAGAACAUCCUCAUGCGCUACGGUUACUCGCGUAACCUGACCUUUGCCAUCGGGCCCCGCGAUGUCUACCUGGGACACCCAACUAGGUUCCGCCACGACAUGGUUCCCGACCUAGCUCGCUACGGUCGUCAGUACCACAUCCUGGCGCACCACAACCGCUUCUCGACGCGCCGGGAGUACGCGCGCCUCCUCGGCAAUGACGUCUUCAUCAUUACCAUACUCCGGGAGCCCAUGGCCAUGUUCGAGUCGCUCGCGGCUACCCUCAAGCUCAGAGGCAUACACAUCGACGACUUCGAGGACGCGCAUGGCAAGGGACACUUCAUGUCGUACCUGUCCGGGAUGCGCACCGACUACGGUCGCAUCGGCACCAACCAGAUGUCGUUUGACUUGGGCCUGUCCUCCGGGGUCAUGAACGAAUCCCAUGUCGUCGUGGACUUCAUCCGGCGCCUCAACUCCGAGAUCGACCUGGUGCUGAUUGCCGAGCUUAUGGACGAGUCGCUGGUGCUUCUCAAGAAUGCGCUGUGCUGGACCACCAAGGACGUGGUGAGCUUCCAGCAGAACGCGCGGAGCUCGCAGGUUCUGCCAAGCCGUAUCCCGGACAAGGCCCGUCGCGCCAUCCUCACGGCCAACUACGUGGACGUGGCGCUGUACGGGUUCUUCAAGAGCAGGCUGCUCGAGGAGAUCGCAGCGUUUGGCACCGAGCGAAUGAAGGAGGAGGUGUUCGCCCUGCGCAAAACGCGCAUGGCUAUGUACGGCGAUUGCGUGGACUCGGAAGAUUCGGCGGACAAGGUGUUCCCGCCGCAGUUCGUGUACCGCGCCGACGUGGUGGGAUACCGGCUCAAGAACGUCUCGCACGUCGUGCCGCCUUCCGCGUGCCGCCAGCUGGCGGCCAACGAGCUCCUCUUCACCAACAUGGUGCGGCGUCGUCAGCUCAUGGACAUCUCGGCCUUCUACUUCGCCCGCUGGGGCGCCGGCCAGGGGGCAGCACCGGCGACGUCUGCUGCGGCCUCGUCGGUUGCGAUUCUUUCUUAUCGCUCCAGGUAGCCUGGAGGGCUGUCUGCGGAUGGCAGAAGUAACGACUCGGGCGUCAUUCGGCUUUUCUUCUGAGCAAGAAGA
This is a messenger RNA of Dermacentor silvarum, 1320 nucleotides long. Its product is annotated as galactose-3-O-sulfotransferase 4. Gene Ontology annotation, biological process: glycolipid biosynthetic process. Gene Ontology annotation, cellular component: membrane. The transcript is spliced from 7 exons. Gene Ontology annotation, molecular function: galactosylceramide sulfotransferase activity. The coding region runs from base 1 to 1248 and encodes 415 amino acids. The record is from RefSeq and is a predicted model, not a curated record. Lineage: Eukaryota; Metazoa; Arthropoda; Arachnida; Ixodida; Ixodidae.